This is a messenger RNA of Brassica oleracea var. oleracea, 1003 nucleotides long. Its product is annotated as cyclin-dependent kinase C-2-like. The transcript is spliced from 7 exons. NCBI's taxonomy places the organism in Eukaryota, Viridiplantae, Streptophyta, Magnoliopsida, Brassicales, Brassicaceae. The record is from RefSeq and is a predicted model, not a curated record. Gene Ontology annotation, molecular function: ATP binding; cyclin-dependent protein serine/threonine kinase activity; RNA polymerase II CTD heptapeptide repeat kinase activity. Gene Ontology annotation, biological process: protein phosphorylation; positive regulation of transcription elongation by RNA polymerase II. Bases 389 to 811 code for a protein of 140 amino acids. Gene Ontology annotation, cellular component: nucleus; cyclin-dependent protein kinase holoenzyme complex.
UAUCAAGGUAUUGCAUAGCUAGAUAGUAGUAGCCUUUGCAAAACCUCGACUUUGUCUGACCUUUCAACCAUAUGUGAAAAAAGUGUUGCAUGAAGCAACUCCUCACUGGGCUUCACUAUUGUCAUGUGAAACAUGUGCUUCACCGUGAUAUAAAAGGUGACUAUCCCCAAAAUACAUUGUUUGUUCUCUCGCCUCCCUUUUACUUACUUGGUUUACAGGUUCAAAUCUCCUUAUUGACAAGAAGGGAAACUUAAAGCUGGCGGAUUUUACACUUGCACGGACUCUGUCCCUUGAGUUUACUGGAACUUUGACAAACCAGGUCACCACUUUGUGGUAUAGGGCCCCUGAGUUGCUGCUUGGUGCUACGGAAUAUGGUCCAGCGGUUGACAUGUGGUCGGUUGCUUGCUUAUUUGCUGAGCUUUUGAAUGGAGAACCAAUCUUUCCUGGAAAAACUGAGAUUGACCAGUUGAAGAAGAUUUAUGAGCUUUGUGGAUCACCUGAUGAAAACAAUUGGCCUGGGGUUUCCGAGAUGCCUUUGUAUGAACGAUUUAAACCAUCACUGCCUCUGAAGAGCCGCGUAAUAGAGACAUACGGACACUUUGAUGCUCAUGCUCUUGAACUACUGGAGUGUAUGUUGGUGCUGGACCCGCCAAAGAGAAUAUCCGCAAAAGAUGCCCUUGAUUCAGAUUACUUUUGGAGUGAGCCGUUACCGUGUGAACCAAAGAGACUACUAGCUUCAUAUAAAUCAUCACAUGAGCUCCAGACCAAGAAAAAGCGGAAGUCGAUGCCUCGAAAAACAGCCAGGUUUUGAGGUGCAAGAGAUAGUUGAAGAAGAACAAGAGGAAGGACACUUUGAGAUGUAGAUAGUAGAUUAGUGAGAGAGAUUUCUUUGGAUACGGACAUAAUGAUAAAUCUGCGUUGAUGAUGAUGUAAGAUUCGGUUUUGUAUGCUGGUGGUGGUGGACAAACGAAACUAAACCGAACUAUAAAACCAGAUUGUCCAA